Molecule: messenger RNA, 2514 nt
Organism: Nerophis lumbriciformis (worm pipefish)
Lineage: Eukaryota; Metazoa; Chordata; Actinopteri; Syngnathiformes; Syngnathidae
Source: RefSeq, a predicted model, not a curated record
AUGAAGAAGAACUUCUGCAAGUUGAAAAAUAAGUCUCAGUCGGUGGAUAUCGCCAGCCAAGGUUUCUCCCCGACUCUGAUGCCAGCUUCGCCCCUUAACAAAGCUGCCAAAACGGUCACCGCCCUUGCGGUGCAGGAAAACAACACCACGAACUCCCAGCGCCGCAGUCCACGUUGUGGCGAACUGAAGAGAGGCUAUACUAUUGAUACUGGCCAGAAGAAGACCCCAGAGAAGAAGGAUGGGAGGCGCAUGUCGUUCCAGAGACCCAAAGGGACCAUCGAAUAUUCUGUGGAAUCGCGGGACACAUUGAACAGCAUUGCACUCAAGUUUGACACCACACCCAACGAGCUGGUUCAGCUGAACAAGCUGUUCUCCAGGGCGGUUGUGCCUGGCCAGGUUUUGUAUGUUCCUGAUCCUGAGUACGUCUCAAGUGUUGGAAGCUCCCCUUCCCUCAGUCCCAUCAGCCCUCUGUCCCCCACCUCCUCAGAAGCUGAUUUAGAGAAGGUGACGGAUUCAGAUGGACCUGCCAGACCAGAGGCUGUUCUCCCUCCAGUGUUUUCUGCCCUACGUCAAGCCAGAGUGGUUUCAUCCACCUCCGAGGAGGAAGAGGCCCUCACAGAGAAGUUUCUUAAGAUCAACUGCAAGUACAUAACUGAUGGAAAGGGUUCAGUAAGUGGGGUGUUACUGGUGACACCCAACAACAUCAUGUUUGAUCCUCACCGGAUGGACCCUCUUGUUCAGGCCCAUGGGUGCGAGGAGUAUGGUAUCAUGUGCCCUUUAGAAGAGGUCCAAUCUGCCGCCAUCUUUAAAGAGCUCACUGACCCCAAGAUCAGAGAGACUGUGCCAGAUGACUUGGAGCCUCUGCCAUCCGAGAGACAUCCUUCCCAGCAGAAGGACCAAGAGCAGUUCCUCAAAGAGCCAGGGGCCAAUGACAGUGGCAGCACUGCCCCACGCAGCACGGAGGGCUCAAUUUCAGAAGAUGUCUUCACGGAGUCUGAGCUGUCCCCCAUAAGGGAGGAAGAGCAAGCGUCCAACGAGGACAUCUGUCUGGACAAAUCGUCCGGUGCCUCAACAGAGUCUGUACAAACCGUGACACAGGGGGAGCCUACUGGCACACAGGCCCCAGGCAGUGCCUGCAGCUCAGUCAGCCAUCCUGAGGAACCUCCAGCGGCGGACGCCUCGUCCACACUAAGAGACAGUCCUCCACACACUGCCACUGAAACAAAUAUUCAGUCCCCAUUGGGAUCCAAGCAGCACAGUGAAGAGAAGCCACCAAGCACACACACUACCAGCACCGCCACUAGCCAGGCCCAGUGCCCCAGCAGCAGCAGCAGCACCUCUCGCCCAGGUUCUCAAAGUGCAGACACCCCACUUGCCACAGACACUCUUUCCGUCACAGCCAGUCCACUGGGGGAUGUCAACGAUGGGACUGAAGACUCCAAAACAGACUCUAUGCAACAAGGGACAGUGGAGAAAGAUAAUGUAGACGAGGGAGAAAAGGGCAACACAGAGAAUUCACAGGGAUCGACAGAGAAGAGAAAGAGGCACUCACACAAAUUCCUUUGUCUACGGGUGGGGAAGCCUAUGAAGAAGACGUUUGUUUCUAAUGCCAGCGCAUCCAUGCAACAGUAUGCCCAGCAGGGCAAGAAGCAUGAAUAUUGGUUUGCUGUGCCACAGGAAAGGUCGGACCACCUUUAUGUGUUUUUCAUGCAGUGGAGCCCCGAUAUGUAUGGUGAGGGUGUAAGAGGGAUGGGGCAAGAACCUGGAUUUAUGGUUGUCAAGAAGUACGAGGCAUCAGAAAGUUCUGUGGAUGAGCCCAUCACUGACCUCAACGUCAAAGAAUGGGAGGUAGUGUCAAUGACGGAGUACCACCGUCGGAUUGAUGCACUAAACAGUGAAGAUCUGCGCUCGCUCUGCAAAAGACUUCAGAUCACUACCAAAGAGGAGGUGAACUCCAAGCAUGACACGUCCAUCAAAACUGAACUGGAGCCUGAAACAUUCAAACCAAACCUCAGAGAGCCAAGUGAUCUCCUAGAGGCUGAUCAAAUUGAGAAGCUUGCGAGGAAUCUCCCGCCGCGGACCAUCGGUUACCCGUGGACGCUUGCCUUUGGCACAACCAAACAUGGCAUGAGCAUCAAAACGCUCUACAGAGCCAUGCAGGGACAGGACACCCCUGUGCUCAUGGUCAUUAAGGACAGUGACGGACAGGUUUUCGGUGCCCUAGCGUCAGAGCCCUUUAAAAUUAGCGAUGGCUUUUACGGCACAGGAGAGACCUUCCUCUUCACGUUCAAUCCAGAGUUUGAGGUGUACAAAUGGACAGGUGACAACAUGUUCUUCAUCAAGGGAGACAUGGACUCCUUAGCGUUUGGCGGUGGAAGCGGCGAGUUCGGCCUUUGGCUGGAUGGAGACCUUUACCACGGCAGGAGUCACUCGUGCAAAACAUUCGGGAACCCCAUGCUGUCUAAAAAGGAGGAUUUCUAUGUGCAGGACAUAGAGAUCUGGGCUUUUGAGUAA